Molecule: messenger RNA, 828 nt
Organism: Lucilia cuprina (Australian sheep blowfly)
Lineage: Eukaryota; Metazoa; Arthropoda; Insecta; Diptera; Calliphoridae
Gene: Syn2
Product: gamma-2-syntrophin
Exons: 6
Coding region: 1-828 (275 amino acids)
Cellular component (GO): dystrophin-associated glycoprotein complex; intracellular anatomical structure
Molecular function (GO): protein binding; structural molecule activity
Source: RefSeq, a predicted model, not a curated record
AUGCGUGUAAGAUACACAAAGGGCAAACUGGCAAAAGAUACACCAGACUCGGAUAAUGAUACAACAUGUGCUGAACUAAAGGCUGACGAAGGAUAUAAAUCCUCGGUGAAUAAUGGCACUAUAAGCCGUAGUUGUAGUAGACCAAUGUCAAUUUGUUCAGAACCAGAAAAGAAAUGGGUUGAUGUUGUGGCAGUACCCCUUAUGAUGGCUUAUGUGACACGUUACAUUUAUGGUACCGAUAAAUUAAGACAAAAUGCUUUUGAAGUUCGUGGAAUAAAUGGAACCUCCACCGGCAUUAUACACUGUGAUGAUUUGGCAAUAUUGAGUCAAUGGUUGAAAUUAAUUAACGACAAUGUAGUGGGUUUAACACAUUUACAGAUGAAACUUUACAACCGUAAUUUUGCUGUUGGCGAACGCAUUGAAUACAUGGGCUGGGUGAAUGAGGGCGUCAUCAAUAAUAAUAUUUCAUGGCAGAGCUAUAAACCACGAUUUUUAGUAUUAAAAGGCACUGAAGUGAUGCUUUUCGAAACACCACCGGAACGCAUGGUGCAAAUCACGCGUCAAAAGCAGGGAGGCCUGGGUCUGAGUAUAAAAGGUGGUGCCGAACACAAGUUGCCCAUAUUAAUCUCACGCAUUUAUAAGGAUCAAGCAGCUGAUAUUACGGGACAAUUGUUUGUGGGUGAUGCCAUAAUUAAAGUUAAUGGUGAAUAUAUAACGGCCUGCCCACACGAUGAUGCUGUGAAUAUUUUGCGAAAUGCUGGCGAUAUUGUUGUUUUAACGGUGAAACAUUAUCGUGCAGCAACACCAUUUCUACAGAAACAAUAUUAA